Molecule: messenger RNA, 7869 nt
Organism: Hippopotamus amphibius kiboko
Lineage: Eukaryota; Metazoa; Chordata; Mammalia; Artiodactyla; Hippopotamidae
Gene: RALGPS2
Product: Ral GEF with PH domain and SH3 binding motif 2
Exons: 22
Coding region: 443-2215 (590 amino acids)
Biological process (GO): positive regulation of GTPase activity; Ras protein signal transduction
Cellular component (GO): plasma membrane
Molecular function (GO): guanyl-nucleotide exchange factor activity
Source: RefSeq, a predicted model, not a curated record
CGAGAAGACCCCGCCGGCCGCGGUGCUCGGGGCCCGCGCGAGCGGGCUCGGUUGGUGCGCGAGCGCGGCUCCGCCCCGCCUGCUCGGCGCGCGCCCCCGCCGGGUCCGCUCUCCUCCCCCACCCCCGGCGCGGACGGGGUGGAUCCAGCUCACUCCCCUCCCCCGAGCGGCCGCGGCGGCGGCGGCCGGCGCUGAAUGAGAGACGCCGACUGCUCGGGUCGCCGAGCGCUAGCCUAGGCGGCGGCGGCGGCGGCAAAGCGGCGGAGCGGGAGGCCGGCGCCGUCUUUCCAGCCUCCGAGGCGUCUGCCGCGGCUGCACAGAUAUAUGCCCAGGAGUGGACUACUGGAUCAUAUGGAAUAAUAAUGUAUAUGUGGCCUUGGACGUGAAGCAGUCAGUCUUCUGUUGCUGUUUAAAAGUGUCAGGGACCGAUGUUGUGGGAAGCAUGGACCUAAUGAACGGGCAGGCAAGCAGUGUUAGUAUUGCUGCUACUGCUUCUGAGAAAAGUAGCAGUUCUGAAUCAUUAAGUGACAAAGGUUCUGAAUUGAAGAAAAGCUUUGAUGCUGUGGUAUUUGAUGUCCUUAAGGUUACACCAGAAGAAUAUGCGGGCCAGAUAACGCUAAUGGAUGUUCCAGUAUUUAAAGCCAUUCAACCAGAUGAGCUUUCAAGUUGUGGAUGGAAUAAAAAAGAAAAAUACAGUUCUGCACCAAAUGCAGUUGCCUUCACAAGAAGAUUUAAUCAUGUAAGCUUUUGGGUUGUUAGAGAGAUUCUUCACGCUCAAACAUUAAAAAUUAGAGCCGAAGUUUUGAGCCACUAUAUUAAAACUGCUAAGAAACUAUACGAGCUGAAUAACCUUCAUGCACUUAUGGCAGUGGUUUCUGGCUUACAGAGUGCCCCAAUUUUCAGGUUGACUAAAACAUGGGCGUUAUUGAGUCGAAAAGAUAAAACUACCUUUGAAAAAUUAGAAUAUGUAAUGAGUAAAGAAGAUAACUACAAAAGACUCAGAGACUAUAUAAGUAGCUUAAAGAUGACACCUUGCAUUCCCUAUUUAGGUAUCUACCUGUCAGAUUUAACAUACAUUGAUUCAGCAUACCCAUCAACUGGCAGCAUUCUAGAAAAUGAGCAAAGAUCAAAUUUGAUGAAUAACAUCCUUAGAAUAAUUUCUGAUUUACAGCAGUCCUGUGAAUAUGAUAUCCCCAUGUUGCCUCAUGUCCAGAAAUACCUGAACUCCGUUCAGUAUAUAGAAGAACUACAAAAGUUUGUGGAAGAUGAUAAUUACAAGCUUUCAUUAAAGAUAGAACCAGGGACAAGCACACCACGUUCUGCAGCUUCCAGGGAGGAUUUAGUAGGUCCUGAAGUAGGAGCAUCUCCACAAAGUGGAAGAAAAAGUGUGGCAGCUGAAGGAGCCUUGCUACCACAGACACCGCCAUCCCCGCGGAACCUGAUUCCACAUGGACAUAGGAAAUGCCAUAGCUUGGGUUAUAAUUUCAUUCAUAAAAUGAACACAGCAGAGUUUAAGAGUGCAACGUUCCCAAAUGCAGGGCCAAGACAUCUGUUAGAUGAUAGCGUCAUGGAGCCCCAUGCACCAUCUCGAGGCCAAGCUGAAAGCUCUACUCUUUCUAGUGGAAUAUCAAUAGGUAGCAGUGAUGGCUCUGAACUAAGUGAAGAGACCUCAUGGCCUGCUUUUGAAAGGAACAGAUUAUACCAUUCUCUCGGCCCGGUGACAAGAGUGGCACGAAAUGGCUAUCGAAGCCACAUGAAGGCCAGCAGUUCUGCAGAAUCAGAAGAUUUGGCAGUACAUUUAUAUCCAGGAGCUGUUACUAUUCAAGGUGUUCUCAGGAGAAAAACUUUGUUAAAAGAAGGCAAAAAGCCUACAGUAGCAUCUUGGACGAAGUAUUGGGCGGCUUUGUGUGGGACACAGCUUUUCUAUUAUGCUGCCAAAUCUCUAAAGGCUACAGAAAGAAAACAUUUCAAAUCAACAUCAAAUAAGAACGUAUCUGUAGUAGGAUGGAUGGUGAUGAUGGCCGAUGACCCGGAGCACCCAGACCUCUUCUUGCUGACUGACUCUGAGAAAGGAAAUUCAUACAAGUUUCAAGCUGGCAAUAGGAUGAAUGCAAUGCUGUGGUUUAAGCAUCUGAGUGCAGCCUGCCAGAGUAACAAACAACAGUCAGCAAGACAUGAAGUCCACGUUUCAUUGAGGAGGUUCCUACAAACUUGAUGACUUUCGAGUAACAGCCUGAUAAAGAACAAGGUGAACUGCUAUCCUAAGUGAAAGCAAGGACCUGAUGGAAGAGCGCCAGCUAUAAACCAAUCCUGUGCCAGGAAGAGCCCAGGGGUUCCGUCUCAGCCUCUGGAGUUCUGAACCAAAAAAGCACUAAUUUCAGGGAAUGAAGUGAUAUUCCCAGAGAACAAAUUGGAGUUGCAAAACAAACUGCCAUGGACCAUGCUUCUUAUCUCUGAACUGACCUGUGGAAACCACUGCCUUAAAAGAAUGAAAGGAAAACCAACAUGAAACACCAAAUAGUGUGUGUGAAUCUUCUGGCGGUGCUGUGCUUGGAAUAGAUCGUAGCUAAUUUGCAUUUCUUUUAACUUUGUACUAAUUUUGGAGGGGGGAGUUGCCUUUUUUUAGAUACACUUUAAAAGGAAAAACAUAUUUCUUAUGGCUUACAUCAGGAGCUGGUUUUGAACCAAGGUGUAAAGCUACUCCAGCUUAGUAGGGUUCUCCCAGCAGCCUAGCCGAAAGGUUUGUUUGAGCUUCCAUUAGUCUGCAGCCUCACUGGUUUUCUCACAGCGAGAGCGUAGGAAUUAGAAAUGUUAAUAGUGUGAGUUGUUGGGGUUUGUUUGGGAUUUGAGGGGGUGGUUUUGUUUUGGAUGGGGGAGAUUUUUUAAACACUAAACUUCUGAGUUUUAGUACUGUAUGGGGUACAUUAUUUCCUGUAGGAGGUAUAAAGGCCGAGUGUUCAUAUGCCAGACACUUUUUUCAGGUGGGCUCCAGAAAACAUGGUUGUUUUUAACUGGGUUUAAAGUUUGGCCUUCUAUGUGAAUUCAUUGUUGGACCAGAGAUCUGCUUCGUAGAGAACUGUAAUCCCAACGUAAACUUUUCUAAGAAGGUUUUACAAUAACUACAUUUUCGAGUUAAUUGGAUUAGCCCUUCUAUCACUCACAGGUGAUUUUUAUCAUCAGGGGUGAUGUAUUGAUAUUUUAUCAGGAUAUUUUCUUUUUACAGUAUUUCAUGUGCAUGAUGCCAGUUAUUUUUCUAUUAUUCAUUUUCAUUAUUUUUGUUCAAUAUGAGAUUCAGGGUCACAUUUGUUUUAAAGGAGAGUCUAUGUAUGUAUGUAUGCAUGUGUGUAUUUUAUUACAAGGCAUAUAAAAUAAUUUUCAAAGGGAAAAAGGUGAAAGAUUGCGAUGCUGGGAAUUUUAAGUAUCAAAACUUUCCUUCCUAUUUAACUUUCCUUUAUUGCAAACAUUUUUCUCGAAACUUACUAUAGGUCCUUACCAUGAAACCGUAUUUUGUCAGUAGUUGAUCAAGCAGUUUUGUGUGAGCUCUUUUAUGCGAUAAUGCAUUUCACUUCCAAAAUAAAUGUUGAGUUAAAAGGGGGAAAAAAAGCUUGAAGGUGAAAUGCCUUAGAGUUUUAACAAAAAAAAUGGCACUUGAACAAAGGCUGUGUGUUGACUGUUUCAAACUCAUGAGGCAUCAUGAAUUUCGGCUGUGGCCCCAAGUGAGAAGUGCUUUUUUGACUGAUAACUUCUAAUAGACUUCUGUUGUUGGAGCCUCACAUAAAAUUUUUCAGAUUGUAUUCUUGGAGAAUUUUAUACUUUUUUUUAUCAUAAAUAUUUCAUCCUUGAAUCCAUGAAACUGAAGUAGGAAAUAUUGCUUAUUAGAAUAAUUAGCUGAACAUCUAUCCAUUGGAAAGUAGAAGAGCUUUCUCUGAAUGCUUAGUUUUUAAAUUUAGUUUUCUAUUUGGAAAGGAUGUUAAGAGUUCAAAUAUUUUUCUCGUUUAGCACAGCUAGAAAUACCAUUAUUUCUGGUUUUGUGGAAAGUGACAUGAGCUGGAGAGGCCAAAACGUGGCCUGUGCUCGUGGUUUUCAGCUGCGACCUCCCAGCAUGGCCCACGUCGGGCCCCAAGAAGACGCUCUCUGCAUAACCAGCAUAGCAGUAUUACUCUGUAGACCUUGCACAUCUGACUUUUGUUUUCGUUUUCCUAAUUUGUUUGUUUCUCUUCAGAAAUAAGUAUUUUUAACAGUGUAUGUGCUUUUUAAAAAACGUGGUGGAUGAAAACCCUGUGGAUUUUUUAUUGCAUUGUCUGUCAUAAAUAAGCUAAAGUAGUUGAGUUGUAGGCUAACUGUAUCUGUGGAGACAUGCAGCUGAAAGAGCCUGACAGCCCACAGUUUUGCCAAAGAGAGAGCUCAACUGGAAGAUGUGUUUGAUAUUUGCAGCUUGCGCAGAGUGGGAGCAGUGUUCAGAUUUGGUGACUAGUCCAUGUAUACACUUGUGGCCUCUGACUGACUGAAACUCUGAACCGUGCAGCGGAAGUUACCAUUACUUUUCUGUCUGCAGUUUGUCCAUUCAAAAGAUUUUUCAUUGCUUUUUAAGAUUCCUUCAGCAUUUGAAGCAAAGAGAAGACCAGUGAGAGAAGCGAAUUAAAAUAGUGUAGGUGAAUUUUUUAUCUGUAAUUCACCAAAUGAAACCUAACAAUAACUCAAGCAAAAAUAAAUGUUACCAAAAUAUAUUAAAUAUUUAGGCAGUGUGCUAGUGGGAAGAUGAAAUUUUUCUCCUCUUGUUAGGCCUACCCUUAAUAAGUUCAUAAAUUAGCGAACUCAUUUCCACCAACAUUAAGCUCAUUUGUUUCUCUCCAAAUCAAGAAGCCCUCAUUGAAAAUUCCAUUAUAAUUUAAAUUUAAGCUCGUUUUUGUUAAACAUAAUGAUUGGUAUGUUAUCCAGCCCGGUGUAAUACUAUCAUACCAGCUAAAAUACAGUUUGAGGCACAUCUUAUGUAACAGUUUAUUUGAACAUGGAAGCUUAUUUUUCAUGCAGAAGUAACAUAAUUUUUAAAAUACAACUAUAAAAAUAACUGAUGACCUUGAAGAGCACUGUUUUUGGUCUCAUGUCCCCUCUGUGUUUGAGUUCUGCUUAUUUUUUUCAGAGCCUUUAUUUUUACCGUAACCUCCGAACUAUAAAAAUUAAAAGAACCUAUCAAACACACCUUCCUAUUACAUUUUCUUCACUGUGUAAAUAUUAUUUGCAUAAACAUUACAAAAAGGGAUCCAAACAGUUUGAGAAGUUUUUUCUCCCCAGGCAUGUGCUUCAAUGACAGAUGUUUUCCUGUGUGAAAAUGCCAUAUGACUAUUGCACUACCUUCUGUAUGGACUGUCUUGGUGUUGUAUCUUUCUGUAUGUCAAGAACUAGGCUGUUUGUAGCUGCAAAGUUUCUAUAAGUGGCUUUAUUCCUCUUCUAGAAGAUUUAAAAAGGAGCCCAAGGUGCACUCUUACAGAAGGAAAAAAUGUUUACGGUCUCUAGUGUAUACACCUUAUAUAUUAUUUGAAACCAGGGCCCUCCAAGAGCAGCCUGCCCUGUUGCUCUCUUAGGAUUACUAGAAUUUGCCUGACCAAAUGAUGUGAGCAGAAGUCUUCCCCCCCCGCCCCCUUAGGUUAAAUCUGUAAGUUAUACAUGCCUUUACUACUGAAAACAAAACUAUAGAACAUCAUAUUAUUAAUUAGAAAUCAAAAGUAAUAGAUUUAGUCCAUUUUUAAAAGAAUAUAUCCACUAUUGAUUUCCUUCCUGUUUUUUGAGGCACAUUCCUUUACAAGAGUUUUUAAACCACCAUAUUAUCUUCUUUUCUGCAAACAAGGGGCACCAGUGUUGCUUAACGGAAGAUAAUCUUCAAUUUUAAAAAAUGCUUUGCUUCCGAGUCUUUUGAAAUAAUUGGAUCCCUUUUUGAAAAUGAAGAUGAGUUUUACUGUGUCCCAGUGGAACAGUAGUAUUGCUGUUGCAUGAGUAGGUGAUACACAGCAAGUGGUGAGGUUUGUCUGACUUCUUCAGUCAUCUUGUAGGGUUUGCUUUUACUUUCUCUCUUCUUUUUAUAUUAUUUCUUUCAAACAGAGUAAAUUUAUAAUUUUACAGCCAGAGUAGUAGUCUCUUUUUUUUCUAACAUUGUUAUUUAAUCACGUUGAUGAUGAUUAUUUUCUGUGUGAAUUCAACCUUUUCAAAAUGAUUUAAGUAUUUUUGGUUUUGCUUCUUUAAAAAUGGCUUGUGUCUAAAGUGACAAUUUUUUUUUCUGUUUAGAGGAUUGUAAUGAAAGAGAUAUGUGCAUGCAAACCUUUAAGCUUUUUGAAAGCAACUUCAUUACACUGGUAUCUCAAGUGGUAGUGUGGGGAAAACUUGGUCAGUGCCUUAUCAAUUUGAAGACCAACCUGAGGGCAUCGAGUAUGACAGUAACCAUUUGCCCUCGUGACUCCUCUUACUUCAGGAGUGUGUGCUAUCCCUCUCUCCACCAGCCUACUCUGUCUCACAGCGAGUCUAAGAAACUGUGUGCAGAUCGCUCUAGGCAAUUGUUGCAUUCCUCCUUGGCUUUGAGUCUUUUUUAGACAAGCUCCCUCCCUACCGCUCUCCUUCCCAGGUAGAAGAUUAAAAAUAAACCCACAAAAUCAGCCUUUAGAUGAGCACUCCUGAGAACAACUUGGAAGAGCAUCUAUCCAGCUGAGUUUGUUUUUAUUUUGUGUUGUUGAAAUUGCUGUUUUGAGCAUAGAUUUAAUUUUAAGUCCUUUCAGAAAAUCCUUAAAAGAAUACAGUACAGCCAGAAAGAUCUGUUUGGGUUUUAUUAAAUAAAGCUACUGAAAUCCUGAAAUUGAGAGUCCCUUUGCCCAGAAGUGAGAUUUAGUCCAGUACAUUCUUAUAUUUAAAUAAGACUCAGAACAAAAAGCAGUCACUUAACCUACCAGUUAUUGUUCACUUGAAAAUAUUAUGUCAGGAAAGUGAAAACAACUCCAAAAUAUAAAGAAAAGUUAAACGACUAAGCUAGCUUUCUCAGUAAAAGCAAAGCUUGGAGACAUUUUGCUUCUCUGAGAUUAUUGUAAGAUCUGGAACUACUGUUGUUCAGCUGAGUCAAGAUGCUAUUUUCACAUUUUUUUAAAGGGCUAGUAUUUUCUAGAAUAGGCGAGUAAAUUUAGUCUUUAAAGCCAAAUGAAGGAUUAACUGGUCCUUGAGGGUUAUUAGAGUGUAAAGUUUGAUUCUAGUCAUUUGAACUGCAAAGUGAUGGUGGGGUUAAAGAAAUACAUGAUUAGAAUGCUUUGGGAUUGAGGGUUUUUUUUAAAUAGACAAGUAGAAAAUUUUGUACUUAGCUGUGCUUUAGAUAUCAGGUAACAAAUAUUAAUUUUCCCAUGAAGAUAUCACUUACUAGAACUAUUCACAGAUAUAGUCCAAUAAUUAUUGACUUAUUAGGUCUGACAGAGUAGCUGAUAAUAAGUCACCAUACUCUCAAGAGUUUCUGUACCCUGAUUAUUGACAAAUCCAUUGUUCUACAGCCGACUGAAGUACGUAUGUGUGGGGAGGGGGUGGGGAACUCGUUCACAACGUAAUCUGAAAGAGAUAAAAGCAUCUGUGGGGAUGACUAUCCAGUGAUGAUAAUAUACAGGAAAACACAAGCCAUUUUUAUUCUCCUUCACCCCAGUUAACUUGAGGUACUAAAGAUGAAGUACUCGUUUGCACUAUGACCUCCUGGAGUGACGUGCAGCUUGGUUCCUCUCUCACUUUCUGUUUCUGUUUAAUAUGCAAAUGUGAGUGUGAGAUCUUCAGUGUGUUUGCAUAAUCUAACUUAAAAUGAAUUUAAGUACAGUUUUCUGAAAUAUUUCUAUUGAAAUAAAUUACUUAAAAAUA